AUGGAACCGCCACCGCCAUCACCACCACCACCACCCGCCGCGCUCUCACCAGCCCCCAUCUCAGAGCCGCUCCUGCGCGCCGUCUACGCCUCCGACCAGACCAUGUACCCGGCCGCGCUGCCCUACGCGCGCCUGCGCGCCUGGGUCGACGCGGCGCCGGACCUGUCCAUCAGCUUCGUCUCCAAGUCCCGAGACGACGCCGCCGCCGCCGACACCGCCGACACCGCCGCCGUUGGAGUGGUCAUCGCCCUCCCGCUCCGGAGAACAUACUGGCUGGCUCUGCUGGACGGGCGGCUCAAGGAGUCGGAGAUUGAUCCCGGCAGGAUGUUUCCCUGUGCCCGGGGGGAGGGGUGCGGUGAGGACGAAGAGCAGGUGAAGGAGGAGGAGGUGGAGGUGGGGUUGCAUGUCUAUCAUAUUGAGCGGUUUGGCGCCGGGCAGGGUCCGGUUGAGCCUGGGCUUGCGGGGGUGGGAGCAGAGGGAAGGCGCUUUUCGGAGGUCGCGCUGGAGGAGGUGGUGAGGCGGGCGCGAGGGCGCCGGCCCGGGUGGAAGGUGGUUGGCUUGUCAGCGCUCACAGCGACCACUGCGGGGAGGAGGACAUUCCAGAGACUUGGUUUCACGCCCACGGGUUACAAGGAGCUGUUUGUUAUGAAGCCUGGGGAGGAUGCAUCUGGCGGCGAUGCCGCCGAUGCGGGAGGGAACCUGUUGGAGAUGGUUUGCCAGUACCCGGGCGAUAGGCGUGAGCCCGGCGAAGUCACGGGCGGACGCGUCAUGACGGGGGUGUCAGAGAUGAAUGUGAAGUACAUUAUGUCCCAGGGAAACUGA
This is a messenger RNA of Thermothielavioides terrestris NRRL 8126, 822 nucleotides long. RefSeq lists its product as uncharacterized. The transcript is spliced from 2 exons. Lineage: Eukaryota; Fungi; Ascomycota; Sordariomycetes; Sordariales; Chaetomiaceae. The record is from RefSeq and is a predicted model, not a curated record. The coding region runs from base 1 to 822 and encodes 273 amino acids.